Messenger RNA from Drosophila willistoni, 1633 nucleotides. RefSeq names its product fibrinogen-like protein 1. The record is from RefSeq and is a predicted model, not a curated record. The transcript is spliced from 3 exons. Lineage: Eukaryota; Metazoa; Arthropoda; Insecta; Diptera; Drosophilidae. Bases 69 to 1262 code for a protein of 397 amino acids.
UCUCUUAGUCGAAUGUAUAAAUAACGAAAAUACAUAUUCAGUUUGGUUUAAUUUCGAAUUUUUGCAAAAUGAAUUUGCCAAGUGUCCUGUUAAUUUGGUUCCUUUUUCUUGUUUACCAACAAGUCAACGCUACUUCAACAAUGGAUAGCCUUUUGUACGACGCCGUGCAUAAUAAUCUUGACCACAUUAUUGAGUUAAAGCAAUUAAUUGAGAAACAUGUAAACGAAAAUAUUGAAUUUCAAAGAAAAUUGAUGGAUAAUAGUCAUGAGAGUAUAGAACUUAAGGCGAAAGACCAGCAGAUUGAAUUGCUUACUAAACUAAAUGAAGAUUUGCGUAAUAACAUUGCAAAAAUGAACGAUUUCCAGAAUUAUACAAUUAACAAGCAAAAAAUUGAAACAGAAAAUGCAAUAAAAUAUCACGAUGAUUUAAAAAGCCAAAUACAACAAUUGCAAAAAAAUGAGGAAAAUUAUAAAAAGCGGUUGAAACAGAAAUCUAAAUCUCAAUCUGCAAUAGAGGAGAACUUAAACAGAGAAAUAGAAAAGUUAAAAAUUGAAGUUUCAUCAUUAAAGAACAAGUUGCAAGAAUCUCAGACUCAAUCGGCUAAUAAAACUAAAAUACUUGAAAACAAUUUUCUACAAUUGAACCAAACUGUGAAAAAUGUAAUCGAGAGCAAGGAAAAUAUAACUAAAACUGUUUGCAAAGACCUCUUAUGGAAAACUCAUGCAAUUCAAAUUAUUGGAAUUGAUCACUUUAAUACUCUUUGCAACGGAGACAUAGAAGAAGCAUGUUGGAUAGCUAUUUAUAGUCGAUUUGACGACAGCCUAGACUUUAAUAGAACAUGGUCUGAUUAUUGCAAUGGUUUUGGCAACAUAAGAAAGGAGUUCUUUAUUGGCCUAGAAAAGUUGUAUCGCAUUACCAAUUCGCAAACCUACGAGUUGUAUGUAAAAAUUGGAUAUUUCAAUGAAAGUUACGGCUUUGCUAGCUAUGAUCAUUUUAAAAUUGGCGAUGAAAACACCAAAUAUGAAUUGCAGUCAUUGGGAGAAUUUACAGGGACAGCAAGUGAAGUAAUGAAUUAUCAUUUACAUCCUAAAUUCUCGACGUUUGAUGAAGACAACGAUCUUGCUACUGAUAUAAAUUGUGCUGCAAAAUAUGGUGCCUGGUGGCAUAACGAUUGUGGAGAGUUCCAAAUCAAUGGGAAAUGGUAUUAUACCCAAGUGAAAUCCGUUCAAAUGUUUAUCCGACCCGAAUGUCAAAAUUACUGAGAGUUCUGAAAUCAUAUGAAAUUUUAUUUGACGGAAACACUUGUUGCCUGGCAAGAGAGUUUUCACAAAAUUUCAAUUCGAAAAAGAUUUGUCCUAAAUUAAACAAUUUCUUUAAACUAUAAAUAUAUAUUACACAUAUUGGACGUGAUUUUAGCCACCUUAUCGAAAUGUCGUGUGAAAAAUUUAAUAAUUCAAUUAUACAAUUUUCAAUUCAAUUUAGAGCUAAAUGUUAUUUAGCAUUUGUUAUUAUCUAAUCCGAGCUAGAAUACGGCUUCUUCUUAAUAAUUCCAUAUGAACUGCAACAGUUGUUCUAUUUUUGGCGCCAAAAAUAGCCGAGUAAAUAAACACAAAUAAAAACGUGAGAGAUUGGA